Phaethon lepturus (White-tailed tropicbird) is the source of this 872-nucleotide messenger RNA. RefSeq names its product ubiquitin-conjugating enzyme E2F (putative) (gene UBE2F). NCBI's taxonomy places the organism in Eukaryota, Metazoa, Chordata, Aves, Phaethontiformes, Phaethontidae. Gene Ontology annotation, cellular component: nucleus. The transcript is spliced from 9 exons. Gene Ontology annotation, molecular function: NEDD8 transferase activity. Gene Ontology annotation, biological process: protein neddylation. Bases 13 to 570 code for a protein of 185 amino acids. The record is from RefSeq and is a predicted model, not a curated record.
AAGACAGCAGUAAUGCUAACUCUGGCAAGCAAGUUGAAGCGGGAUGAUGGUGUCAGAGGACCCCGUGCAUCCAACCCAGCUUCUGAUUCAACUCGAAGGGUGUCUGUUCGAGAUAAAUUACUUGUUAAAGAGGUUGCAGAACUUGAAGCUAAUUUACCUUGUACGUGUAAAGUGAAUUUUCCUGACCCAAACAAGCUUCAUUACUUUCAGCUAACCGUAACCCCAGAUGAGGGCUAUUACCAAGCUGGAAAGUUUCAGUUUGAAAUUGAAGUUCCUGAUGCCUACAAUAUGGUGCCUCCAAAAGUAAAAUGCUUGACAAGAAUCUGGCAUCCGAACAUUACAGAGACGGGAGAAAUCUGCCUAAGUUUAUUGAGAGAACAUUCAAUUGAUGGCACUGGCUGGGCUCCAACUAGAACAUUAAAGGAUGUUGUCUGGGGGUUAAACUCUUUAUUUACUGAUCUUUUGAAUUUUGACGAUCCUUUGAAUAUUGAGGCUGCAGAGCAUCAUUUGCGUGACAAGGAGGACUUUCGGAAUAAAGUUGAAGAUUACAUUAAGCGCUAUGCGAGAUGAUGAAGGGAGAUGGAUAGCAGGACCAUGGCUUCCACACUAGAGUUGUCCUUAACUUCAACAACAACAAAACCAGCCCGGAUUGUACUAGUCCUGUGUCCAUGUUGUACUGAAGAAGAAAACUAACUUCAUAACUUGUCCAUGUUAAAAGAAGAGUUCAGCAUAAAUACAGCAAGAAAUUGUGUAUGUUGGUUGAAAAAGUCGUUUGCUUACUUUUAAAAAUGUUUACUCUUCUGAACUGUACUGUAUAUCCUGUUGAUGAGAUAUGCUUGAGAAGUUAAAAGAAAUCACUAUUGAAAUUGUAA